AUGCGUGGCUACCAGCUGGACCUUUCAACGAUGCAGUGGCAUCGAGGUCCGAGCAGCGAUUUGCCAGCCCCGCGGCUUCGCUUCGGUGUGGCUCGCUGGGGCCGACAUUUGAUCAUCCACGGAGGACAUGGCAGUGUGCUCAGCACACGAAAAGGCUAUGUCGCGCGCCUAAACCUUCAUUCCUUGAAAUGGGACGACUUGAGCUUCUCCAACGAGCCGCCUGCGCUGUCACACGCCGCUUUUGAAACUGGAUCUCCGCAGGCUGGCAUUGUAGUGGGUGGGGCUCAGCAGACUCCUCGCGGACCGCGGAUACUGCAGCGGCUCGUUGUUUUCCGCUUGCGCGAUGUGGAGAUCCCAGAUGAUGGGCAGCUAGAGGAUGACACACAGCCAUCAGCGGACGAGGAAAGCGAUGCAGGUGAUGGGUUUCAGGUUCAAGUCCAUCUGCGCAACACCGAUGGCAACCACCGUGUCGUCUCCAUGCCGGCGGAACUUCUGCACAUGCUUCAACGUGAGGCUGGAACAGCCGCUGGCUUGGUGCGGUUGCUCCAAGCUGUUUUCGAGGAUCAGGUCGAGGACCGCCGAAGCUCCAGCCUGGCAGCACAAGGCUACAGCCAGGAAGCCGCGGAUCAGCAUGAACACGAGGAGCAGAGCUGA
Molecule: messenger RNA, 654 nt
Organism: Symbiodinium necroappetens
Lineage: Eukaryota; Dinophyceae; Suessiales; Symbiodiniaceae
Source: the annotation of a GenBank genome assembly